CAGUCGGUGUCGUUUGGCGACUUGGACUCCCAGGAGAGAUCCCGUCGGUUCACCAUCUCAGCCCAGCCUUCUGCCGUCAACGUCACCAGCCAUGAGCACCUCCAGCUGUCACAGCUCAACUUGGCUUCCAACGCACCCUCCAUGCCUCCAUCCAGAAAGACCUCGUUGACCAAGAGCAGAAAGAACUCCAGCGCCGACGUAUUGUCGUUCAUGGCCUCAGGCAGCCACUUGAAGCAGACUCCCAGCACCACCAACGUGCAGCACGGGUAUAUUUCCAGCGGAGCGUCGUCCAGAGUCAACUCGCCCAACUUGGAGACCUCGCCCCACUUGCCUACCACCUACUCCUUCGAAAUGUCCAAAAAAACGGGCCGCAAGAUCAUGUCGCCCUCUCCUCCACCAGCAGGCUCACAAACCCCGAUUCCCACGGGCCCAGCCACCCAAAAUACGACUUUGGAGAGAAAUCCGUCCUCCUCCACGGCAGCUGCUCCCCAGCCCAUCAAAAUCAACACUCCUAGCACCAGUCUUUCCAGAAAGAACUCGACCAAGAAGUCCAAUAAGACUAUCGUUGCUUCGCCAGUGGGUCCUCCUGUUCCCUUCCAGCAGUACUUGACCAAGGAGGAUGAUGGCAAGUUCCACAUCCUCUUGGGGUGCACAGGAUCCGUGGCCACCAUCAAGGUGCCUUUGAUCAUCGACAAAUUGUUUCAAAUCUACGGCAAGUCGAAGAUCUCAAUCCAAUUGGUCGUCACUAAGUCGGCUGGCCACUUCUUGAAGGGUUUGAAGAUCCACAACGAUGUCAAGAUCUGGAGAGACGAAGACGAGUGGGCCAAUUUUAACGAGCAUGCUUGGAACACAACCUCAACCUCCACCGCGACAACUGCUAACAUCACUCCUCCAGUCAGUGGGAACAGCACCUCCAACGUGAUGUCCAACUUGAAUCCAUCUGCUGCAGUGCAGAAAAAGCCAAAGAACCCUUACGAUAAAAUGAUUCUUCACAACGAAUUGAGAAGAUGGGCUGAUAUCAUGUUGAUUGCCCCUCUUUCUGCAAACACGCUUGCUAAGAUCUCAAAUGGAAUUGCGGAUAACUUAUUGACCUCCAUCAUAAGAUCGUGGGGUCCCACAACCACCACUUCCAAUCAAACCGUCAAGAAACCGAUUUUCGUUGCUCCAGCCAUGAACACCUUUAUGUAUAUCCAUCCAAUAACGUCCAAACAAAUCUCUUUGCUUUCCCUGCCAGAGUCAGGCUUUGGUAUAGAGGUGUUGAAACCCGUGGAGAAGGUCUUGGUUUGCGGUGACAUCGGAAUGGGUGGAAUGAGAGAAUGGAGCGAUAUAGUUGACAUUUUGAGGAGAAGAAUCAAUAGUUUGAAGGCUGAAAGAAAAAAGCAGCAUGAUGAAGCCAUGGCCGAGGAGGAGGAUGAAGAGGAAGAGGAUGAAGAGGCAGGCGAUGAGGAUGAAGGGGAUGAUGAAGGAGAUGACGAUGACGAUGACGACGAUGAUGAUGAUGAUGAUGACGAUGAUGAGGACGAUGACGAUGAGGACGACGAGGAUGACGAUGCCGAAGAAGUGGACGAGGACAAGGUUGUUCAGAGAGAUCAUCAUAUCAUCGAUGAGCUUGACGAAGAUGAGAAUGCUCUUGAAGAAGGGAUAACCCAAAAUAUUAAUGAUAACAAUGAUAACGAUGAUAUGAUUUUCGAAAUUACUGACCAAGAAGGAGAGGAACAAGAAGAGUCUCAGGACCACCGCAACAAUCAAGCAUCGGUAGCUCAGAUCACCAUUCCCCAGGAAACGAGGAACAUCAUUUGA
Molecule: messenger RNA, 1800 nt
Organism: Suhomyces tanzawaensis NRRL Y-17324
Lineage: Eukaryota; Fungi; Ascomycota; Pichiomycetes; Serinales; Debaryomycetaceae
Product: phosphopantothenoylcysteine decarboxylase complex subunit
Exons: 1
Biological process (GO): coenzyme A biosynthetic process
Cellular component (GO): phosphopantothenoylcysteine decarboxylase complex
Molecular function (GO): FMN binding; phosphopantothenoylcysteine decarboxylase activity
Source: RefSeq, a predicted model, not a curated record